Cavia porcellus (domestic guinea pig) is the source of this 8784-nucleotide messenger RNA. It is a transcript of the gene Nrxn1, whose product is annotated as neurexin 1. The transcript is spliced from 23 exons. NCBI's taxonomy places the organism in Eukaryota, Metazoa, Chordata, Mammalia, Rodentia, Caviidae. The record is from RefSeq and is a predicted model, not a curated record. The coding region runs from base 1180 to 5730 and encodes 1516 amino acids.
AACCGCGGGUCCGCAGCACCCCUGCGCCUCUGCCGCAUCCCGGGCCACCGCAAGCGCCCGCCCACAGCAUCCCGGCCGGCCCGGGGCGCUGUCCGUGGUGCUGCGCAGAGCCAGCUCCUCCCUCCGGCUCCCGGGCACAGCGGCGUCACGCAGCCCGGCCCUCGCUCCCUCUCCUCCCGCUCCCGCUCUCUCGCUGCACGCUCUCCCCACCCCGCUCUCCGGGAGACGGGGAGAGAGAGAGAGUGAGAGAAAGAGGGAGAGACACGCUCAAGCCUGACGCCUCUGAAAAGGCAGCGGCAGUCGCCUUGUCCCUAGACCCUCAGGAAAUCCGCCUUCACCGAGGCACGCUUCGGGCUCCGGCGGGAGCUAAGGGGGAAACCGGGCAGAUUUCCUUAUAAAAAGGCAAAAUCAAAAUGCAUCGUCAACUCACAACCAAUUGAUGUGCUGGCCUCUUAGCUUGGCCUUGCAGAGGCGGAGAAAAGAAGAGUAGCUGUUGUGAUUUGGACAUCUAACAGCUUCUGGCUAUUUGACAACUUCUAGGUUUGAGCCCUCUCGUUGGGGAGGUAAAAAAGAGAAGUGAACUCCAGCCAGUGAGGCCAAGCACAAGGAAUGUGGCUCUCCCUGCAGCAUCUUCUGCGCUGGAGGCCCACAAUAAUGGCAGAAGAAACAGGUCUCUGAAGCUACCCUGGGGUUAAAAAGCAGCACUCUGUCCUGGUUUGGGACACUACCUCCCAGGGGAGCUACUUGAAGCAUUCAAAGAAUCCCAAGAUACUGGUACAUCGCUAGCUUGUAAUUUUCUGCGAAAAGCAUUCUUCUGAUUGCCUGCUUUCCUUCGACCUCGUGCCAUUCUGGUGGUAUCCGCAGAUGUCAGCAUUUGAGGAGUCCACAUCCUAGACGUUCUUCAACUACAUCACUGGCCACCAAUGGCUCAGUGACUUCCUGUGACCUCUUGCUGACACUCAAGCGUGGUCUGCCCAGCGUGCGCUCCGCGGCUGCCCUGUACCACCGAAGUCCACGUGCUCCAGGCGCACGGGGACCAUCGGGGGAGAGGAAGGGGUUGCAGGAAGAGGAGGAGGAUACAGGAGGGCGCCCGCUCGCCCCAGCGUCUCCGCCACGGUGCCCCGGCCCCUCCCGAAGCUGCCGGCCCCGGCGCCCCCCCGCCGGCCCCCGGCUCCCGGCAUGGGCACGGCGCUGCUGCAGCGCGGGGGCUGCGCGCUGCUGUGCCUGGCGCUGCUCUUGCUGGGCUGCUGGGCCGAGCUGGGCAGCGGGCUGGAGUUCCCGGGCGCCGAGGGCCAGUGGACGCGCUUCCCCAAGUGGAACGCGUGCUGCGAGAGCGAGCUCAGCUUCGAGCUGAAGACGCGCGCCGCGCGCGGCCUGGUGCUCUACUUCGACGACGAGGGCUUCUGCGACUUCCUGGAGCUCGUGCUGACGCGCGGCGGCCGCCUGCAGCUCAGCUUCUCCAUCUUCUGCGCCGAGCCCGCCACGCUGCUGGCCGACACCCCGCUCAACGACGGCGCGUGGCACCGCGUGCGCCUGCGCCGCCAGUUCCGCAACACCACGCUGCUCAUCGACCGCGUGGAGGCGCGCUGGGUGGAGGUGCAGUCCAAGCGCCGCGACAUGACGGUCUUCAGCGGCCUCUUCGUGGGCGGGCUGCCGCCCGAGCUGCGGGCCGCCGCGCUCAAGCUCACGCGCGCCUCGGUGCGCGAGCACGCGCCCUUCCGGGGCUGGAUCCGCGAUCUGCGCGUGGACGCGGCUCGCACGCUGCCCGAGGACGGCGCGGAGGUGCGGCUGGACGACGACGAGCCCAGCGGCGGGGGGCCGUGCGAGGCCGAGGAGGGCGAGGGCGGCGUGUGCCUCAACGGCGGCGUGUGCUCCGUGGUGGACGACCGCGCCGUGUGUGACUGCUCGCGAACCGGCUUCCGCGGCGAGGACUGCAGCCAAGAAGACAACCAUGUGGAAGGUCUGGCGCACCUGAUGAUGGGCGACCAAGGAAAAGAAGAAUAUAUAGCCACUUUCAAGGGAUCUGAAUACUUCUGCUACGACUUGUCUCAAAACCCUAUUCAAAGCAGCAGCGAUGAAAUAACUCUGUCCUUUAAAACCCUUCAGAGGAAUGGACUGAUGCUUCACACUGGAAAAUCAGCUGAUUAUGUCAAUCUUGCCCUGAAAAAUGGAGCUGUCUCUCUGGUCAUUAAUUUGGGAUCAGGGGCCUUUGAAGCGCUAGUGGAGCCCGUGAAUGGAAAGUUUAAUGAUAAUGCCUGGCAUGAUGUGAAAGUCACCAGGAAUCUGCGUCAGCACUCAGGCAUUGGACACGCUAUGGUAAACAAACUACAUUGUUCGGUGACAAUAUCAGUGGAUGGGAUUCUUACCACAACGGGCUACACACAAGAAGAUUAUACCAUGCUGGGCUCUGAUGACUUUUUCUAUGUUGGAGGCAGUCCCAGCACAGCAGACCUUCCAGGGUCCCCAGUCAGUAACAACUUCAUGGGCUGUCUCAAAGAGGUUGUAUAUAAAAAUAAUGAUGUAAGGCUGGAAUUAUCACGACUCGCCAAGCAAGGUGAUCCUAAGAUGAAGAUCCAUGGAGUGGUGGCAUUUAAAUGUGAAAAUGUUGCAACUUUAGAUCCAAUCACCUUUGAAACCCCAGAGUCUUUCAUCUCUUUGCCAAAAUGGAAUGCAAAGAAAACAGGCUCCAUAUCCUUUGACUUUCGUACAACAGAGCCAAAUGGCCUGAUCUUGUUUAGCCACGGUAAGCCAAGACAUCAAAAAGAUGCCAAACAUCCACAGAUGAUAAAGGUGGACUUCUUCGCUAUUGAGAUGCUGGAUGGUCACCUCUACCUCCUCCUGGACAUGGGGUCAGGUACCAUCAAAAUAAAAGCCCUGCAGAAGAAAGUGAAUGAUGGAGAAUGGUAUCAUGUGGACUUCCAGAGAGACGGACGGUCAGGUACCAUUUCUGUCAACACACUGCGCACGCCCUACACAGCCCCUGGGGAGAGUGAGAUUCUGGACCUGGAUGAUGAGCUGUACCUGGGAGGCCUGCCUGAAAAUAAGGCUGGCCUGGUCUUCCCCACCGAGGUGUGGACGGCUCUGCUCAACUACGGCUACGUGGGCUGCAUCCGGGAUUUAUUCAUUGAUGGCCAGAGCAAAGACAUCCGGCAAAUGGCUGAAGUUCAAAGUACUGCUGGAGUGAAGCCCUCCUGCUCCAGGGAAACAGCAAAACCGUGCCUUAGCAAUCCUUGCAAAAAUAAUGGCAUGUGCAGGGAUGGGUGGAACAGAUAUGUCUGUGAUUGUUCUGGAACAGGCUACCUUGGCAGGUCCUGUGAGAGAGAGGCCACGGUUCUGAGCUACGACGGGAGCAUGUUUAUGAAAAUCCAGCUCCCGGUGGUGAUGCACACAGAGGCUGAGGACGUGUCCUUAAGGUUCCGAUCACAGCGUGCAUACGGCAUUCUGAUGGCCACCACAUCCAGGGACUCAGCGGACACCCUCCGGCUGGAGCUGGACGCGGGCCGCGUGAAACUGACGGUCAACCUAGAUUGUAUCAGGAUUAACUGUAAUUCCAGCAAAGGUCCCGAGACCCUUUUUGCUGGCUAUAACCUCAAUGAUAACGAAUGGCACACUGUGCGUGUGGUUCGUCGAGGAAAAAGUUUAAAACUAACGGUGGAUGAUCAACAGGCCAUGACAGGUCAAAUGGCAGGUGACCAUACAAGGCUGGAGUUCCAUAACAUAGAGACUGGUAUCAUCACAGAACGUCGAUAUCUGUCCUCAGUGCCCUCCAACUUCAUUGGACACCUACAGAGCCUGACAUUUAAUGGAAUGGCGUACAUUGACUUGUGUAAAAAUGGUGACAUAGAUUACUGUGAGCUCAAUGCCAGAUUUGGCUUUAGGAACAUCAUAGCAGACCCUGUCACCUUCAAGACCAAAUCGAGCUAUGUUGCCUUAGCUACAUUGCAAGCCUAUACUUCUAUGCAUCUUUUUUUCCAGUUCAAGACAACAUCUUUAGAUGGACUAAUUCUCUAUAAUAGUGGGGAUGGAAAUGACUUUAUUGUAGUUGAAUUAGUUAAAGGAUACUUACAUUAUGUGUUUGAUUUGGGAAAUGGUGCUAACCUCAUCAAAGGGAGCUCAAACAAACCACUCAACGACAAUCAGUGGCACAAUGUGAUGAUAUCAAGGGACACCAGCAAUCUCCAUACUGUAAAAAUUGACACAAAAAUCACGACGCAAAUCACUGCUGGAGCCAGGAACUUAGACCUCAAGAGUGACCUAUAUAUAGGAGGAGUGGCUAAAGAAACCUACAAAUCCUUGCCAAAACUCGUCCAUGCCAAGGAGGGCUUUCAAGGCUGCCUGGCAUCCGUGGACUUAAAUGGACGGCUCCCGGAUCUCAUCUCAGACGCCCUUUUCUGCAAUGGACAGAUUGAGAGGGGAUGUGAAGUUGCAUUGAUGAAAGCUGACUUGCAAGGUCCUAGCACGACCUGCCAAGAGGACUCGUGUUCCAAUCAGGGCGUGUGCUUGCAGCAGUGGGAUGGCUUCAGCUGUGACUGCAGCAUGACCUCCUUCAGUGGGCCUCUCUGCAAUGACCCUGGGACAACGUAUAUCUUUAGCAAAGGUGGUGGACAGAUCACAUAUAAGUGGCCUCCUAAUGACCGGCCAAGUACACGAGCAGACAGACUGGCUAUAGGGUUUAGCACUGUGCAGAAGGAAGCAGUUUUGGUGCGAGUGGACAGCUCUUCAGGCUUGGGUGACUACCUAGAGCUACAUAUACACCAAGGAAAAAUUGGAGUUAAAUUUAAUGUUGGGACAGAUGACAUCGCCAUCGAAGAGUCCAAUGCAAUCAUUAAUGAUGGGAAAUACCAUGUAGUGCGUUUCACGAGGAGUGGUGGCAAUGCCACCUUACAGGUGGACAGCUGGCCUGUGAUCGAGCGCUACCCGGCAGGAAACAAUGAUAACGAGCGCCUGGCGAUUGCUAGACAGCGAAUUCCAUAUCGACUUGGUCGAGUAGUUGAUGAGUGGCUACUCGACAAAGGGCGUCAGCUCACAAUCUUCAAUAGCCAAGCAACCAUAAUAAUUGGCGGGAAAGAGCAGGGCCAGCCCUUCCAGGGCCAGCUCUCUGGGCUUUACUACAAUGGCUUGAAAGUUCUGAAUAUGGCAGCCGAAAACGAUGCCAACAUCGCCAUAGUGGGAAAUGUGAGACUAGUUGGUGAAGUGCCUUCCUCUAUGACGACUGAGUCGACAGCCACCGCCAUGCAGUCAGAGAUGUCCACGUCAAUCAUGGAGACCACCACGACCCUGGCCACAAGCACUGCAAGAAGAGGAAGACCUCCAACGAAAGAACCCGUCAGCCAGACCACAGAUGACAUCCUCGUGGCCUCCGCAGAGUGUCCCAGCGAUGACGAGGACAUUGACCCGUGUGAGCCAAGCUCAGGUGGGUUAGCCAACCCAACCCGAGUGGGCGGGAGGGAGCCAUACCCUGGCUCUGCAGAAGUGAUCCGGGAGUCCAGCAGCACCACGGGCAUGGUCGUCGGGAUAGUGGCCGCAGCCGCCCUGUGCAUCCUCAUCCUCCUCUAUGCCAUGUACAAGUACAGGAACCGGGAUGAGGGCUCAUACCACGUGGAUGAGAGCCGAAACUACAUCAGUAACUCAGCACAGUCCAACGGGGCCGUGGUAAAGGAGAAGCAGCCCAGCAGCGCCAAGAGCGCCAACAAAAACAAGAAGAACAAGGAUAAAGAGUAUUAUGUCUGAUCCCGAGAUCUGAAAAAGACACUUGUAUAGAAAUAGUCAUCAUUUUACCUAAGACAUAAUAUAAACUUAUUUACUUUCCUUUUUAUGAAGCACAUACAAAAGAAGACAGGGAAUGCAAUCAGGAAGGAAAGACUGUUUUUAAAAAAACAAAAACAAAGCAAAACAAGUAUCUCAUGCUCUUGUUUCUCAAAAAACAAACAAGCAAACAAAAAACCAAAAAAACAACAACAACAACAACAAAAACACAGGGGCCAAUAAAUUCCCUAACAUCCGCAGUGUUUUCAUUUACUCUGCCUGUCUUUAUGUUGCUGGAACAUUUCUAAAAGACAGUGAUGACCGCACGCAUUCAUAAAGCAAAGGAGUAUUCCAAUAUCGAGGCACAACACAGAAACAACACAACACAUAACACAAAAAAGAAGCUACCUAUGAUCCUGGAUUUAGCCAAAGUGCUAGCGCUUUCCUGAGAAGUCAGUUAGUCUGAUUGCCAGAGAAGACUUGUCCUUGAGAGGGACUCAACCCGCAAACCUUUCAGAGUUUGCUGCCUGGUGCAAAUGGGACAGUGGUUGGAACUUGCGUUUCAUACAAGUGCUGGCUUUUUUGAAGACUUGUGUAGGAACACAUUCAAAAAGCCCCUUUCUGGUUGUGAGAAAAAAAAAAAAAUACGUAUGGAGGCCUUAUUUUCAAAUAUGUGAAAUAUAAGGCACAUUUUCACACUAAAAUUUCAAGACAAAAAUAAGAGGGCAUAGAUGCAAUCAUUGGGAAAUUUUCAUGCACGCUUACUAUGUUAUUACAUAUGUUUAUAUAAAACCCAUCUCUGUGUGCUUUCUGGACUGUGAUAAGUGACGUUUUAUAGCCUGUUGUAUAGAAAAUGCAAAAUAUAUCUCCGCUCUUCAGCCAUUUUUGGUAAACUCAAUGUUAUAAGUGUUGCUAAGUAUAGGGAGUUUUAUGACAUCAGAGCAACAAUUAUUUCAGUCAGAUUUUUUUGCCACCAUUAUAAAUUGCCACAAUUACUUACUUUUUUAAAAAAAAUUACAGUGUAGUGUUUAUUCUAAGAAAGAUAUGUAUGAAUGUAUAUAAAGACUCAGCUACUUUUUUUCUUACAUGUACAGCCUUCAUUCUGUUGCAGUUAAGUUUUAGUAUUUGUAUGAAAGGUGUGAAUUAGAAGGUAAAUAUAUACAUAUAUCUUAUAAUCUUUUCUCCCCUAAAUAUUCACAUCCCUACCUGUGUUCACCAUUUACAAACACACAUACAGACACACGCACAGACACACAUACCAUGAGGAAUCCAUCAGAUAGGAUGCAAGACCCAAACUGCACUUGAUCUUAGCCAAAAGGCCAAGAAGCAAUUGGAAGACCCAAAUUGAAAAGCAGGAAGGAAGAUAGUUGUGCCAAGCUGUAUGACAAACGUGGUGGUAUGCUUCACUGAGCUCCUGCUCCCGGGAGACCUGGAGGAGAUUUUAGUCCCUAAUGAAAUGGAACUUUUUCUUAUCAAAUACAAUAUCCCUGAUAUACUGCUGCAUGGAUGUGAACCAUUAUGUGGGCAGGUGAUGGAAGUAAAAUUGGUAAUCUACACCUUAACUCUACCUGCUGCAAUUGAAAAGUUGGUUUCCAAUAAAAUAAUAUAUAUAGUCUCUGACCUGAUGUGCAUGAUAAACCUUUUCGGAAAGUAAAUACUUUCUCAACUAAAAAGUAUUUUCAAUCAUUUUUGAUUAUGUAUUACUACCCAUUAAAGUUCUUCUUCUGUUUAUUUUUGACUAAAUUUUAACUUUUCUGGUUUACGUCUAUAUCAUUAAAUAUAGUUUUAGCUUAACAUGCAUUAAAUAGGAAGUACAGACGAUUCACUUGUUUUUGCAUAUUGUUUCAAUGAUGUUCAUAGCAAUAAAUUAUUAGUAUAAGAAGGUAAUGCAAUGAAAGAGCAUUAUUUGGAUGGAAGGUAAAAAUUGGUCACAUUACUUGAACAUCUCCUAAAAUAAUACUAGAUUUCAUACAAGACAAGACUACUUUUAGAGUUAGCUUUAAUCAGCAAGGGCAAAAAAUGCAAAACAUUUUCUGUGAUAUUUUAGUUGAUGGAAAAUGCCAACAAGUGGCCUGGAUUUCAGACUCAUAGCACCUUAGAAAUAUGAAUAAUUCAUAGCAAGUCACCACUAUCUAUGGUUGCCAAGUAAUUGUGUAAGAAGUUGUAAGGACUUUUUCAUGACCCAGAAAGUAGAUGAUAUAAAACUAAAAUUUAAUAUCCAUUACUUCUUUUUCAGGUUUUUAUCUCUUUUUAAUUUGCCAGGUUAAAGAAUUCACAAGUCUUUUUCCCCCUGACCUCUCUCAUUCAGUCCUACUCAGGGAAAGCCAGAGAAAUAAAAAGGGAAUAUAAAACCACUAAUUUACAGCUUAGGUUUAAAAAAAAUGAUUUCUCUUCCAUUUGCUGUAGUGAAUUUGAACGAAAAGACUCUAACAUAUUAUUUUAAAAAAUGCGUACUGUUAUAUCAGUGAGGCUUGAUGUUGGGAUUGAUUUCAAUGUUUCUUCCCAACAUAAGUUUUAAAAUUUCAUGCAAUGAUGUUAUCUAAUAUUGCCGGUAAAAUAUUUCUAAUGCUAUUGGCCUACUCAAAAAUCUAGCUGUUUUUCUUUUCCUGACUGGAGAAAGAAAAGAGAGGAAAAUGUGUUAGGGAGAGAAAAAGAUUAAUAAAAUCUGAGAAUCUUCAUACCAAAUGUAUCAGGGUUCAUGCAUAGUUUGUAAUGAAUAAAGGAUGUUACACUACCUGGCAUAAUUUUGAUGACAUCUCUAGACUGUAAAUUUUCUGAUUGAGUAUGCUUCUUUUUUAUCCAUGUAAUGUGUUGCCUUUAAAAAAAAAAAACAGACUACUAUAAUAAUGUGUGAGGUGGUCAGUCCCUAAAACAUCAAAGAAAGGCCACAUGAUCUUACCCUUCUAGUGCUUUGUGUGAUUGGGUAUCUAAGGGGUUUGUUUUGUUUUGUUUUUCUGUUGCAAGGCCAAUUUAUCCAUUAUUGGAAAUGCUAAGCAAGUGGAAUUUACUGUUUUGUUAAUAAAAUAUUUCUUAAUACAA